Molecule: messenger RNA, 849 nt
Organism: Aspergillus homomorphus CBS 101889
Lineage: Eukaryota; Fungi; Ascomycota; Eurotiomycetes; Eurotiales; Aspergillaceae
Product: purine and uridine phosphorylase
Exons: 5
Coding region: 1-849 (282 amino acids)
Biological process (GO): nucleoside metabolic process
Molecular function (GO): catalytic activity
Source: RefSeq, a predicted model, not a curated record
AUGACGACAUUCAACAGAACGUACAGUCACUAUGACUACACGAUCGCAUGGAUUUCUGCACUUCCCUUGGAAAUGGCGGCCGCGACUGCAAUGCUUGACGAGAGACAUCCUGACCUGCCCACUGACAUGAGUGAUAACAACACCUAUAUCUUCGGCAGUAUACACAGCCAUAACAUCGUUAUUGUAUGCCUUCCUGUCGGUGUGUAUGUUACAACAUCAGCUGCGACCAUCGCUAUUCCAUCACAAUUCGACAUCCGGCUUGGCGAUGUGGUAGUCAGCAAGCCAACGAGGGAUUAUGGUGGGAUCGUGCAGUAUGACUAUAGAAAGACUUUGAACAACAACCGUGCUGAAAGGGUCGGCAUGCUUAACAAACCACCGUCGGUGCUUUUGACGGCGAUCUCCAGAUUGCAGGCAGAGCAUUUGAUGAGGCCAAGCAAUAUCCCCACCAUACUAUCUGAUAUGGAUGUGUUGUUUGAGUCCGAUUACGACCAUAGCGACUUGGAUAGUACCUGCGCAAACUGCUGCAAUGAACCCAUGAUUCAUUAUGGCCUUAUUGCUUCUGCUAAUCAGGUGAUGAAGAAUGCUCGUAUAAGAGAUCGACUGGCGGAAGAGCUUGGGAUUCUCUGCUUCGAAAUGGAAUCAGCUGGUUUGAUGGAUACUUUUCCUUGCUUGGUAAUCCGAGGGAUCUGUGACUAUGCUGACUCUCAUAAGAGUAAGCAGUGGCAGGGGUAUACGGCUGCAACGGCGGCUGCUUAUACCAAAGAGCUUCUGUCCAUGAUCCACCCAAAGCAAGAACUGAACAGUCCAGCUCGUGGUGCUCGGGAAAGAUUGGUUCAGGGAAAACAAUAA